CUCCUGCCUGCACUUGUUCGUAAACGCAGACUGCACCUUAACAAUUUAAACAUCCUCUCGGCAGAAAGAUGUUUCCUCUCACAGGAUUACCGCUUCCACAAGAGCUUCUGCUGAUCACCGAUGAGCUUGCGUCUCCCGCGGAUUUUAUUCUCCAUCGCAGUCUGGCCACCCAUUUGAAGAGCGGUCAGGAUGCAAGAUGCAUCAUCCUAUCUGUCUCGGAAGACGCGGCGAGGUGGAAUGCUAUCGCUGGAAGAUCGAAUCUUAAUUUGGCACCAUGCCUUGCGUCUCAAUCUGUUGUGCUCAUUGAAGCAGAGUCUAUUCUGACGCAUCCUGAGAGACACGAAUUUUCGUCCAAGUCUUCUUUGAAGGCACUCUACGACAGAAUACGGGAUGCAGUCGGUGAAACACCUAGUGGCUUGGAGCCCAAGACCUUGGUGGUUGUCGACGAUCUUGCUGCUCUUGAAUGGAUAGGCAUGCCAGUUCAAGAACUUUUCCGGUUCGUUCGAGCUUUGUACGCUAUUUGCCGCAAGGCGAAAGCAGCAUUGAUCAUCAGACAGCACAAUGUGACUCCAGGAGAGCCUGACGAGCUGCUACGCUCCUUGCUGCAGCUAUGCACGUAUCAUCUGGACGUCCUGCCUUUGUCGAGUGGAAGAAGUGGUUCUGUGAGCGGCCAGGUGGCUCUUCAUGCGGGAGCCUCUGUCGUGGACCCUCCUUUCAAACUAGUUCGCCGUAGUGCGGCGGUGCAUUACCGUCUUACAGACUCGGGAUGCGUAUUCUUCGACAGAGGCACAGGAGGGGGAGUCUUAUGAGAAUAAAAAUGGCGUGUAUAUGUUUUGACCAUCUAUCACUUGUGAAUCCUUGCUUUUGCGUGCCUCUUCGAGAUGACAGCGGCAAACGAUCAAUGUAUGUUGUAGGAAAGAGUCUGUAUAGGUCGUGCCUGAAUGCAGGAUGUUUG
Molecule: messenger RNA, 955 nt
Organism: Laetiporus sulphureus 93-53
Lineage: Eukaryota; Fungi; Basidiomycota; Agaricomycetes; Polyporales; Laetiporaceae
Exons: 4
Coding region: 69-809 (246 amino acids)
Biological process (GO): tRNA wobble uridine modification
Cellular component (GO): elongator holoenzyme complex
Source: RefSeq, a predicted model, not a curated record